AUAUCAGCGUCGAAUCACUUUCGCAGCCCUCGUUUUUCAUCCAUCCUCCUCUACAGCCUCUCUUCUAUCAUCUCGCUCGAGGGAGCCCUAAAUUUUCUCAACGUUUCUCGCCUUUUCUUUCGCUUUCUCGCCUAUAAUUUUCUCGGGAAAAUGGCAAAUGCAGCAUCAGGGAUGGCUGUGCACGAUGAUUGCAAGCUUAGGUUUCUGGAUUUGAAGGCAAAAAGAACCUACCGUUCUAUAGUUUUCAAGAUUGAGGAAAAACAGAAGCAGGUUUUGGUGGAAAAGCUUGGCGAACCAUCUCAAAGUUAUGAUGAUUUUGCUGCCAGCCUCCCUGCUGAUGAAUGCCGAUAUGCAGUCUACGACUUCGAUUUUGUGACUGAAGAGAAUUGCCAAAAGAGCAGGAUCAUAUUCAUUGCAUGGUCUCCCGAUACAGCAAAGGUGAGAAGCAAGAUGAUCUAUGCAAGCUCAAAGGAUAGGUUCAAGAGGGAGUUGGAUGGGAUUCAAGUGGAGUUACAAGCAACUGAUCCUACCGAGAUGGGGCUCGAUGUUAUCAGAAGUCGGUCCGCCUGAGUCAUGUUAGCUGCUGGCCUUGAUUACGUGAAAUGUUCAUAGAUUGUGGGCUCCAAACUUGCUUUUUUAUGCUUAUUAUAUUCGCAUGUCCUUAAAGUUCUUUUCUUCUACCUAAGAGUUGUUCUAAGGAUGACUGUUCUUUGGCUUUCGUGAAUUUUUAACAUGGUUGGAUAUUUAUGUAUGGCUGUGGGGUUAUACUGCCGAAAUACAUAUGCAGGUAAAUAUGGAUUAAUGCCAGUUCGAGUAUAUGAGUUUGGUUUUAUCAUUAUGAGGAGAAUCGGUUGGAAUAAUUUGCCAUGA
Momordica charantia (bitter melon) is the source of this 870-nucleotide messenger RNA. RefSeq names its product actin-depolymerizing factor 1. The record is from RefSeq and is a predicted model, not a curated record. Gene Ontology annotation, biological process: actin filament depolymerization. Gene Ontology annotation, cellular component: actin cytoskeleton. Lineage: Eukaryota; Viridiplantae; Streptophyta; Magnoliopsida; Cucurbitales; Cucurbitaceae. Gene Ontology annotation, molecular function: actin binding.